AUGGCUCCCCCUCACACCAUCCCCCUCCUCGUUCUGACGAGGGAGCGCAUCGACACGCUGGUGGCCGAGCACAAGCAGGUGCUUGGCCGCGGCGCCUCGUCCACGGUGUACUUGGUGGAGGUCGGCGGCGCCCUGUGCUGCCUCAAGGUGGCAAGGGAGCAGCGCCUCGCCGCCAUGUUCCGCAGGGAGUUUGACAUCCUGCUGGACCUGGACGGCGCGGCGGGCGCCCCCAAGGCCUUGGGCACCAGCUUUGGGUUCCCCGCCAUGCUCACCACCUUCCGCGGCCAGAACACCUUCUGCGACCUGCACAACCUUGCUCCCCGCGACACUCACAAACUGGCGGCCUUCAUGGCGCUGGCCCGGGACGUGCGGCAGCUCCACGCCCGCGGCUACGCCCACACCGACAUCAAGCCCGACAACGUGGUGCUGCACCAAGGCGCCGACGGCCUCCUGCAGGUGUUCCUCAUUGACUACGGCUUGGCCAAGACAUUCGGCACAGGACUCCGCAUCGCGCGCACGCACACGCACCGCACGCCCUGGAUUGCCCCUGAGCUGCGGCGCGGCGCGCCCUGCUCGCCCCCCGUGGACGUGUUCUCCCUGGGCUACGUCCUGAGGCGCGUCCUGGCCACGUGCCACACACGCUACCCCGGCCUGGAGGUGCUAGCCGACAGCGCCAUGGCAGCAGACCCGGCACAGCGGCCCUCGGUGGCCCAGAUCAUCGAGACAGCCGAAAUUGUGGACUUAAAGAACAACAUCAAAGUGCUUCAGAAAACGCUAAAUGAGAAACAAGUGAUUAUUGAAGGACUUGAAUCCAAGGUCUCGGAGACGGUACAGCGACUCAACUACAACGAGGACUAUAGUAGACGCAAUAAUCUACGGAUCACUUGCCUCCAAGAACAAGCGGGUGAAACAUUGGAAAACACAAGCACCAAAGUGUCAAAGAUGAUCAACGAUAAUCUAGAGCUUCCCCCUGUGAGUCUCGAACGUGCUCACAGGGUGGGACCGGUCAACCCAUCCCGCCCCCGGCCAGUCGUUGUACGGUUUGAGAAGUACAGCGACCGAGAAACAGUCAUUAGGAAUGCAAAGAAACUCAAAGGAACCGGCAUCUACAUCA
Messenger RNA from Eriocheir sinensis (Chinese mitten crab), 1114 nucleotides. RefSeq names its product serine/threonine-protein kinase PknJ-like. Gene Ontology annotation, cellular component: nucleus; cytoplasm. Gene Ontology annotation, molecular function: ATP binding; protein serine/threonine kinase activity. The annotation marks the transcript as partial. Gene Ontology annotation, biological process: mitotic DNA damage checkpoint signaling; protein phosphorylation. NCBI's taxonomy places the organism in Eukaryota, Metazoa, Arthropoda, Malacostraca, Decapoda, Varunidae. The transcript has 2 exons. The record is from RefSeq and is a predicted model, not a curated record.